AUGCCGGAAGACGCCGCGACAACCGACGCCGUCGCGCGCGCCACCGCGACGCUCGGCGACGCGCGCGCGCCGACGCCCGCGCGCUUCUCCGCGCUCUUCCAGCUCCGCGCGCUCGCGACGCCCGACGCCGUCGACGCGCUCGUCGAGCGGCUGCGCGCGUCGCGCUCGGAUUCGGCGCUCGUGCGGCACGAGUGCGCGUUCGCGCUGGGGCAGAUGCGCGCGCGACGCGCGAUCGACGCGCUGAUGGAGACGCUGCGGGACGGCGACGACGACGGGAUGGUUCGACACGAGUGCGCCGAGGCGCUGGGCGCGAUCGCGAGCGACGAUGGACGAUGCGCGACGGCGCUGAGGGAAGCGGCGGGGGAUGCGCGCCGGGAGGUGGCGGAGACGGCGGCGCUGGCGCUGAGGAAACUGGAGAUCGUCGAUCCGAUCCCGGCGAUGCCGACGGAGACGCCGUUCGAGCGAUUGAAGGCGGUGGUUUUGGACGACGCGCACGAAAUGUGGGAGCGGUACGCGGCGAUGUUCGCGUUGCGGAAUAAAUCGUGCGCCGAUCGAGAAUCCAGCGACGCGUGCGCGGACGUCCUGGGCGAGGUUUUGAGCGCGAGCGGGAGCGCGCUGCUGAAGCACGAGGUGUGCUACGUGUUGGGGCAAUUACAGAGCGCGAGCCCGGGGGCGCGAGACGCGUUGAUUCGAUGCCUCGAAGACUCGCGCGAGCACCCCAUGGUGCGUCACGAAGCCGCCGAAGCGCUCGGAUCGAUCGCGCAUCCGAGCACGCGAGGGUACCUCGAGUCGUUCGCGUCCGAUCCCGAGCCCAUCAUCGCCGAAUCGUGCGAAGUGGCGCUCGAAAUCAUGCGCCGAGAGCGCGAGGGCGAAAUCGUCACCGCCGACGGCGCCGUCGUCGCCGUCAAACGCGACUGA
This is a messenger RNA of Ostreococcus lucimarinus CCE9901, 918 nucleotides long. RefSeq lists its product with no specific name. Lineage: Eukaryota; Viridiplantae; Chlorophyta; Mamiellophyceae; Mamiellales; Bathycoccaceae. Gene Ontology annotation, molecular function: deoxyhypusine monooxygenase activity. The record is from RefSeq and is a predicted model, not a curated record. Gene Ontology annotation, biological process: peptidyl-hypusine biosynthetic process. The coding region runs from base 1 to 918 and encodes 305 amino acids. The transcript has 2 exons.